This is a messenger RNA of Archocentrus centrarchus (flier cichlid), 3459 nucleotides long. RefSeq names its product cap methyltransferase 2 (gene cmtr2). Gene Ontology annotation, biological process: 7-methylguanosine mRNA capping; methylation. NCBI's taxonomy places the organism in Eukaryota, Metazoa, Chordata, Actinopteri, Cichliformes, Cichlidae. Gene Ontology annotation, cellular component: cytoplasm; nucleus. The coding region runs from base 56 to 2365 and encodes 769 amino acids. Gene Ontology annotation, molecular function: methyltransferase cap1 activity. The transcript has 3 exons. The record is from RefSeq and is a predicted model, not a curated record.
UGAACAGGAGGUUCCGUUUCCUCACGGCAACAGCAGCAGUUGGGAGGUGUGGAGGAUGAGCUCUGGCAAUGGGACCAGGAGGAAAGUCAGCAAGCAGCAGCAGCAGCUUUUUAACAACACGGUGCCACCUGACCCUGAAACUCUGGCUGAGAUGCAAAGUCUUUUUAGCAAAGUUAGAACCUAUGUGAAACCAUCCAAUGGGUCUGAGUGGUGUAUUCCUGACCCAAACGUUGCUCUCAGGCACCCAACAGAGCAGCACUCCCACCUGCAGGCCCUCAAGGUGUCGCUGAAUGCUGUGAAGAACCAGCUCAGUGACAAAAAUGUGCAGGUGUGGCAUCAGCACACCAACUCCACCAAUCGGGCCGGCAAGGUGAUCAGUGCUGUUCGUUCUGCUGCCAAUGCAGAGAUCUGCACUCAGGCCUGGUGCAAGUUUUAUGAAAUCCUGGGAGCCUUUAAUCUUCUUCCAAACGAGGCUCUUCAAAAUGGAGAACUGAACACAGUCCACCUGUGUGAGGCACCGGGGGCCUUCAUUACUGCUCUCAACCACUACAUCAAAACCAGUGAGUCCACACGAUACUGCGCCUGGAACUGGGCUGCCAACACCCUCAACCCAUACCACGAGGCCAACGGGGGAAAUACAACCAUCGCAGACGAUCGAUUAAUCGCUAACACGCUGCCCUGGUGGUUCUUCGGCGCAGACAACACAGGGAACAUCAUGAUCCAGCAACAUUUGCUGGAUCUGCAGACCUUUGUGUCCAACAUGCGUAGGGUUGAUUUGGUGACGGCAGACGGAAGCUUUGACUGUCAGGAGAACCCUGAUGAGCAGGAAGCGCUGGUGGCGUCACUGCAUUACUGCGAGGCCACAGCUGCUCUGCUGCUCCUCAGCCCCGGUGGCUCCUUUGUACUAAAAAUGUUCACCCUGUAUGAACACUCGUCCGUCUGCUUGCUCUACUUGCUGAACUGCUGUUUUCAGUUCGUCAGCGUCUUCAAACCCGCCACCAGCAAAGCAGGAAACUCCGAGGUGUAUGUUGUGUGUCUGAACUAUGACAGCAAGGAAGCUGUCAAGCCUCUGCUCUCAAAACUGAUUCGUAAUUAUGGACCACAUCUGGCCGACAAAGAAGCACUUUUCCCGAAUUUUGCAAUCCCAGAGUCAUUCAUUAACCAGCAUGUGGAUGUGUACUCCUACUUCCACACGCUGCAGGUAGAGACAAUAUCAGAGAACCUGCGACUGUUUGAAAGUAUGAGCGAAGAGCAGAGGCAGAGGCUCAACCACAUCAGGGACUGUGUGGCUCAGGAGUACCUGCAGCGCUGCCAGGUGUGCUUUCUCCCACGAAGCCAAUGGAUUUCUCGUAACACAGUGAGUCCCGCCUGCUGCAGCGUGUCAGCCGGACGACCUCUGGGACAGAAGAAGCAAGCAGGAUCCUUCAAUGAGCGGCGGGAAAUGCAGACCCUGAGCUGGAGGGAACGUAUUCAGAGGGGUUGUCAUGCCACCUUGAUACAGAGACACUGGACUGAAGACAGUGGGAAAGACUGCAUGCUGGAGGGGCCCCUGUCCAAGUGUCAUGUGGAUUCGUGGUACACUAUUGUGGCAGCUGCUCUGCCUGCAGUCAGAAACUCUCCGUUCUGUGAUGGAGGGUUGUUAAACCACUUGAAUGAAGCCCUGAUGGACACAGCUGUAGACUGGACCCGUGUGCCUCUUUGUGACUCUUGCCACGUGGUUUGCACGUCUGCCAUCUUGUCUGAGGUUGCAGGCCACUGUGCCUUUAAAGCUGGCAGUUCAGGGUGCAAAAAGAAAAAACGGUGUCUGGUGUUUGGCAGCCGCUCAGUUUGGGGGGUCUCUGAGAGUCAAAUUGGGGAUUUAGAGUUAACAUUUUCCACAGAGCCUUCAUUUCCGGAAAGAGGCUCUGUCUUGUUGCACGAUGGAGAGCCGCUGUACCAGCAGCAGCUCUUAAGUUGUGUUAUGUUUGCCUUGCAGAGCUUGAGCUCUGGGGAUGCCCUGCUGCUGCCUGUGCUUUCUGUUCUCACCCGUGUCACGGCAGCUGUCAUACUCUGCCUGCACGCAUGUUUUCGCUCCGUCUCCUUCAGGUGCCCGCCUCCCUCUGGAGUGGUUGGGACGGUGCUGGUAUGUGUUGGUUUCUCUCCUGAAGCCGCUGCCCAAAUGCUCCUGGUUCUCAGCGAUGUACAGAAGAGCAUGAGUCAGCUGUUAAGAGAUGAGGAGGGUAAAAAUGAGCCUUCAGGAGGUGGCAGACAGGUGCUGCAGUUUGUUCCUAUGGAGGAGAUGCUCACUGGAGGACUGACUGAGUUCCUGUGGACUGUGAAUUCUGAAAUCAUCCAAUGGAAGCUCCAUCUGCUCAUGCAGUCAUAACGCGCUUUGGUGCACUGUCACUCUGAUAUACAUGUUUUCGCUUCAGAAGUCAUCACGUUACAUUGUGUCUUUUUUUCUUCUCGUGGAUUCAGCAGACUGUUCAGCUGCAUGAGCUUUCAGCAGAAAGAUUCAGUCACUAAAUGACCUUUGCAUGUUAAUAUGAACUCAUUUCAUUUAACAUAACACUCCUCAUUUAUUAUGUAACACCUCCAGAUAUUCAUAUUUUUUUGUAUCCAUGUACGUUUCUGACAAGUCAUACAUACUGUCAGAAGACGUUUUCACUUGAUAGAGGUCUCAGGUGCAGUCAAAUGUGAGACCUCUAUCAAGUGGAGCCGCAAACAAGGCAUGACUGAAAAUGCAAAUUACUCUCAGUACUUGAUCAGCAGAAAAUGUCCAUGACCAAAUUCUCAGAGGGAUUUCAGGAAGCUAAAUAAACAGCAGUCCAGCUGUCGGCACCAAACCUCUUUUUGGUCACGGAUGUUUUGAAUUGACAUCACAGAGCCUGAAGUGCCUGCUAGUUUGCAUCAACACAAUGUUUAAUCCCACUGUGUUGAGUAUCUUUUUAUCUUUUUUGCAGCUUUCAGUCAGAUUAGUUUCCAGUUAAUUUAAUUUGCAUCCAGUGAGGAAAACUUUGUACACUUGUGUUAGUGGACGCACACAAAAAAAGUUCCGUCUGUCAUGCUCUGCACAGCUGGAGGGUUGGGGGGGUGUUGUGUUUUUUUAUUUGUUUUUUUUUUAUUUGUUUAUUUUGUUUUUUUCAGUAUAAUUUAAAUUAGGAGUUUAUUUUGUUAUAAAAAUAAUAAAAAUUGUGCCCUUAAAAAUUACAUGAAGACUUUUUCUUGUUUGAGACUGCUAAAAUGGAGCAUUUAUAAGUAAUGAUGUGAAGAUAACCAAGCCAGUGUGCUCCUAGUGCUAGUCCCACGCCUUGGAUAAGUAAGAUUUUGAUACUAAGGAGGAAGGCGCGUGUUCAGAGGAUGGAUGUAUUGAUGGAGGACAUGCUGAGGGUUGGUGUGACAGAAGAGGUUGCUAGGAAUGGGUUGAGAUGGAGGUAGAUGAUUGACUUAGGUGACUCUUAAAGGGAGCAGCUGAAAGAU